Molecule: messenger RNA, 1076 nt
Organism: Triticum dicoccoides
Lineage: Eukaryota; Viridiplantae; Streptophyta; Magnoliopsida; Poales; Poaceae
Product: RHOMBOID-like protein 10, chloroplastic
Exons: 8
Coding region: 1-963 (320 amino acids)
Cellular component (GO): chloroplast membrane
Molecular function (GO): serine-type endopeptidase activity
Source: RefSeq, a predicted model, not a curated record
AUGGCGACGCGGCUGCUGCUCCGGCUCCGCUCCAUCAGCCCGCCUCUUCCUCCGGCACAUAUUCCUGGCUCCUGCUCUUCGGCUGCCCAACUCGGAAAUUGUGUCCUUCAUUGCUCGCCGCCGGGCAUGCGGGAACUUCAUGUCUUGCCAAGAGCAGUACCGAACAACAGUCGAUGGUUUGGAGGAGGAUCACGUUGGCAUUCUUCGUCGUCCAAGCCACCCCGCCCUCGCAGCAUCCUCACGAAUGUGCUCUUUGCUGCGUCCUUCUCCGCUGCCGGCCUUCUCAUCGAUGACACAUCAUCGGAGGAUAAGCAGAAAUCGCCACCCAUGGGCCCAAUUGAUACUGGAAGCAACAAGAAGAAGACCCACAAGAGGGACUGCACCAACGCUCUUCUCGCCAUCAAUGUCAUGGUUUACGUCGUGGAUGUAGCAGCAAGAGGGAGGCUUUCUCUGUGCGGAGCUAUGGUAAAUAGUCUCGCUUUGCAUGAUAUUGGGCCUAUGGUGGAAGAGGUCACUGGCCCUGCAAGAUUUCUAACUAUUUAUUUCACUUCGGCAUUGGCAGGUUCACUCAUGAGUUACUGUGCUGGCAUCAAAUCUUCUGUUGGUGCGUCCACUGCUAUUUGUGGAUUGAUUGGUGCACAAGCUGUUUAUAUGUGGAGGCACCGAAACCAUUUGGAGAAAACAAAUGUAACUUUAGGGCGAAUUGCAUUUGAUGUUGUAAUCAAUGUGGGCGUUGGCCUCUACGUAAUGAAACGCAUAGACAACUGGGGUCAUUUAGGAGGCUUGCUUGCGGGAGUGGUUGUUGAAUGUUUUGUCGGUCCACAUUGGAAGAAGCUAGGGGUUGCAGAGGAUAGAACGAAGGUGAUCCAAGACAGGGCACCUCUUGCUUGGCUAACCAAUGGUGGUAUAAGACCACAAAAAACAGUCUUUACUGAGACAGAAGAAGGGUUGUUCGCAAAGUGAAACACAUUACACAUGCAUAUUCCAGCCUCCAAAGUUGACUUGUUUUGGUGAGACUAGUCGAUGGAUUGGAGCUAACCCGUUGUACUACUUCCGAAGAGUCCAGACUACUUAUG